CAUGUCUCCCCAGACAUUGUUAUUGACAUUCCUUGGUGCUCUUCUUAUCAAUGGUUCUCAGAGUGCAAAUAUUCUCGCGGUAUUCAGCUGCCCCGUUCCCUCGCAUUUAAUUGUGGAAAUGUCAAUGGCCAAGGUACUGGCCGAGAAUGGACACAAUGUGACGGUGAUCACAACUAUAAAGCCGCAUGUUUCUCACAAAAACAUAAACCUGAUAUACAUACCACUCACCAAGGAGGAGCAGCAGUUACAGAACUCUGGCCUGGCCAACAUGGUUGAAAGAGACAAUUCCAACAUGAUAACGGCUAUCUUUCGCAUGCGGAAGGAAUUGUCGUUAAUAUUUAAUAAAAAUCGCGAUGUAAUGAAAGAUCCCCGUAUCCAGGAUCUUUACGAGAACAAAGAUAACAAGUUCGAUCUGGUUAUGCUCGGUUACUUCUUGAACAGCUUUCAGUUAGGCAUAGCUCAAAAGCUAAAGGUGCCUGUUGUAAUAGCGACCUCGAUGUUCCAAUCGGAAAUAUUCGACGUCAUGUUAGGCAAUAUCCAAGCACAAGCCUAUGUUCCAACAGUAUCUGUUUCCGUCGAAAAAGGGCGCGCAAUGACUUUUGCACAACGCUUGUCCAAUUUAAUUACACUCGGUGCCUUUAAGUCUUAUAUGUAUCUUACGGAAAAAGAUAAUCUAGAGGCAUACAACGAGCUCUAUGGAAACGAUCCGGCCAUGCCAAAAUAUGAGGAUCUGAACAAAAAUGUAUCGCUAAUAUUCUUCAAUUCUCAUGCCCUCAGUGAAGGUCCCAUUAGGCCUAGUUUUCCAGGUGCCAUAGAAGUAGGAGGAAUACAAAUCAAGGAAAAGCCCGAUCCCUUGCCCAAAGAAAUUGACAAUUUUUUACGGAAUGCUACAGACGGUGCUAUCCUUCUGAGCCUGGGCUCCAAUGUAAAGGGAGCCUUUUUAAAGGCCGACAUAGUCCAAAACAUGUUCAAUGUUUUAUCCAAACUAAAACAGAGAGUCAUUUGGAAAUGGGAAAAUCUGGAAAAGACUCCUGGCAAAUCAGAUAAUAUACUAUACUCAAAAUGGUUACCACAGGAUGAUAUUCUAGCACAUCCAAAGAUCAGGCUCUUUAUAAAUCAUGCAGGAAGAGGCGGCAUAACCGAGUCUCAGUUUCAUGGAAAGCCCAUGCUCUCGCUUCCUGUGUUCGGCGAUCAGCCUGCCAAUGCUGAAAAAAUGGUGAAGGAUGGGUUUGGUCUAAGCAUGAGCUUAUUAACCCUGGAGGAGCAACCUUUUCAUGACAAAAUUAUAGAAGUUCUCGAGAAUCCCGAAUAUACCCAAAAGGUGAAAGCGUUUUCGAAGCUAUUCCGCGAUCGCCCAAUGACUGCGCGUCAGAGCGUGCUCUAUUGGACCGAGUAUGUUCUGAGACAUCAUGGAGCACCUCAUUUGCAAAGUCCCCUAGUUCACAUGAGCUUCAUAGCAGCCAAUAAUUUGGAUGUUUAUGCGCUGUUAUUUAGUUUCCUAAUUAUUAUUUUAUUAAUAAGCAAAGUAGUUAUAAAAAGUCUUUACAGAAAGCUAACAGGAAAUACAAAAAAAGAAAAAAAUGUUGGGAAGGCCAAGAAGUUGAAGACUAAGUAA
Messenger RNA from Drosophila montana, 1615 nucleotides. Its product is annotated as UDP-glucosyltransferase 2-like. The coding region runs from base 2 to 1615 and encodes 537 amino acids. Gene Ontology annotation, molecular function: UDP-glycosyltransferase activity. Lineage: Eukaryota; Metazoa; Arthropoda; Insecta; Diptera; Drosophilidae. The transcript is spliced from 2 exons. The record is from RefSeq and is a predicted model, not a curated record.